Lagenorhynchus albirostris (white-beaked dolphin) is the source of this 4257-nucleotide messenger RNA. It is a transcript of the gene FMN1, whose product is annotated as formin 1. Gene Ontology annotation, cellular component: cytoplasm; endoplasmic reticulum membrane; actin filament. Gene Ontology annotation, biological process: actin nucleation. The record is from RefSeq and is a predicted model, not a curated record. The transcript is spliced from 18 exons. Lineage: Eukaryota; Metazoa; Chordata; Mammalia; Artiodactyla; Delphinidae. The coding region runs from base 1 to 4233 and encodes 1410 amino acids. Gene Ontology annotation, molecular function: microtubule binding.
AUGGAAGGCACUCACUGCACCCUCCAAUUGCGUAAGCCCAUUACCGAACUCUGCUACAUCAGCUUCUAUCUUCCGAGGGGGGAAGUCAGAGGAUUUUCGUACAAGGGCACCAUAGCUCUAGACAGAUCCAGUAAAGCGUUUCAUAACUGCUACCAAGUCAGGGCGGGGUCCGACAUCAACAGCCUCAGCAGCCAGCCGACCGAACAUCCAGGCGACAUAUUUUUCAAGCCAACUCCCACGAAAGACAUUCUAACUGAGCUGUACAAACUCACGGCCGAGAGGGAGAGACUGCUGGCCAAUCUGCUGAGCUCAGACCACAUCCUGGGCAUUACGAUGGGGAACCAGGAGGGGAAGCUGCCGGAGCUCUCUGUGAGCCUGGCCUCCGAGGACGACUGUUUCCAGAGUGGUGGCCACUGGCUGGGGGAGCCCCCCGUGGGCUCUCUCAAUAAGAGGAGCUCCCACGGGAACAAAAAGGCCCGGAGGUUUGGUGGAAGGAGAGAGAGCUUUGAGGGGCUCUCCCAAAACCCCCUGCAGAAGAGGACAAGACGAAAGGGGCAUGGGGGCCAGGGGUUGCCCCCUCUGAUGGGGAAGGACCAGAUCUGUUCCAGCAACGCCCUUCCUCUUUCUCAAACAAGGCCUCAUCUUUGGCUCCUAGAGGAGAGAGGCAACUUGCUUCCAAAUGGAGCACUCACCUCUUCCCUACAGAGGAGGGUGAGCUGCACCCCAGAGAUCCCCAGGACACUUGAUGCUGACUCCGCCUUGGGGAGCUUCAAGAAGGCUUCUGAGGUUGCGGGGCAUGGAAGAGGCGGGCUGCCCCCCAAAUGCAGCUCCACAGAGCCAGGAGAUGCUGGUGCCGGGGGGCCCCAGAGGGGCCCUCGCAGGCUGGCGCAUCUGCAAACAGGUUCGACCGAAAGUCACAAGGAGCCCGAGAAACAUGCAGAGGCAGAGGGGGGCCGGACAGAGAAGGCUGCUGAACGGACUUGCAGGAAGAAGCCUAUUUCCAAAGUGGUGGCCAAAGUCCAGGAUCUGUCUGCUCAGGUGCAACGAGUAGUUAAAACGCAUCCUGAGGGUGAGGAAAGGGUUGCCGUUUGCCCAGCAGCCCAAGCUGAGUUCAUACCCAGCGCAGACUUGCUCACCCUCCCGGAAGCUGAGGCUGGGGCUUGGGGUGUCAGCUGCUGGGGCAAGGAGCAGAGAACGGACAGGUCAUGGCAGCCAUCCGCUGAGGAGUGUCCCCUAGCCAGCAUUGAGGGGGCUGUGAACAAGGUGCUCCUGAAGGUGAUAGAGAGCGAGAAAUUAGAUGAAGCCACCGAGGGGAAACGGCUGGGAUUUCCCUUCGGGACGACAGCCACCCAUACCCUCCCAGAAACCGGCAGCAAGAGGGGAGCUGGGCUGCUUCUGAGUGGCCACAAAACCUUGUUUCUGGAUCUGCCCCGCGGUGCGGACCCUGGAGGUGAUGAGAAGAGGCCAGCACCCCCAGCACUGGCAGCUCUCGGCACGGUAUUUAAUAAUUCAUCCUUUCCGUCCAGCACGCACAAAUGGAUGUCACCUGUUCCCUUGCCUGUCUCUCCAAGGCUCCCCAGCCCUCAGCAGCAUCACAGGAUCCUCCGGCCCCCUUCACUGCCUGCUGAGAGGGAAGCCGCUCUUGAUGACUCUCUUGGUAGAAAGAGCCGUGCUUUCUCUGGGUCACCCUCUGCUGACACCUUGGAGCCCCCACUCUCUGCAAAGGUCACGGAGACCAAAGGAGCCAACGCGACCUCCCUCAGAGCGGGCCAACCUCGGUUGGUACCUGGGGAACCUUUGGAAAAGAGCUUGGGGCCUGGGAGGACCGCAGCUCAGCCCCAGCACCGGUCACCUCCAGGCAUCCCUUCUGAGGGCUUCCCCCGGGACUGCUUCAGUGAGCAGACAGCAGCUAAAGACCUUCCCAGCAGGGAUGGAGGUGCAUGGGUCCUGGCCUACAGAGCAGGACCAGCCUGUCCCUUUCUGCUCCAUGAAGAAAAAGAGAAGCCCAACAGAAGCAAAUUGUGCUUGGAUCUCCAUCCCGACCACAGCCCCACUGAGCAGGACGAUAGGACUCCUGGCAGACUCCAAGCUGUCUGGCCACCCCCAAAGACAAAAGACACAGAAGAAAAAGUGGGAUUGAAGUACACUGAAGCAGAAUACCAAGCUGCUAUUCUACACCUGAAGAGGGAGCACAAAGAAGAAAUUGAAAACCUGCAGGCUCAGUUCGAACUUCAAGCCUUUCAUAUCCGGGGUGAGCAUGCGGUGAUAACAGCGAGACUAGAAGAAACCAUUGAAAAUCUCAAAUACGAGAUAGAACACCGAUGGCGAGGAGGAUGUGAAGCGAUGAGGGAUGUGUGUGUCUCCACCGACGAUGACUGCCCUCCAAAGGCUUUCAGAAAUGUGUGCAUCCAGACAGACAGAGAGACUUUCCUCAAACCCUGCGAGGGUGAAGACAGGACAACCAGAAGUAACCAAAUAAUACCCAGAAAGCUGAAUAUCUCCUCUUUAAGCCAACUCUCUCCCCCAAAUGACAGCAGAGACACCAGUGUACCGCUUCAAUCUGCGGAAAGCAUCUCAUCGAGUCAGCAGAAGGCAACGCCUCCCGCUCCCCCUCCCCCUCCCGCACCACCCCUACUGGCAGCCAUCCCUCCCCCUCCUCCCCUCCCACCCGCACUUGGACCUUUGCCACUGGCACCUCCGCCACCACCUGUGAAUACUGGACCUCCUCCACCUCCGCCACCUCCUCUGCCUCCAAGUGCUGGACCUCCCCCCCCUCCCCCACCCCCCCCACUUCCUCACUCCACCGCUCCGCCACCCCCAGGACCUGUGCCUCCACCUCCCCCUGGACUCUUCUUCGGAGUCAACCCUUCUGCUAGCCAGUGUCCUCGGAAGCCAGCCGUCGAACCCAGUUGUCCCAUGAAGCCUUUGUACUGGACUAGGAUACAAAUAAGUGAUAAGAGCCAAAAUUCUACACCAACCUUGUGGGAUUCCUUAGAAGAACCUGAUAUUCGGGAUACUAGCGAAUUUGAGUAUUUAUUCUCCAAAGACACACCUCAGCAGAAGAAGAAACCUCUGUCAGAGUCCUAUGAGAAAAAAAACAAGAUCAAAAAGAUCAUCAAGUUAUUGGAUGGAAAACGAUCUCAAACUGUGGGAAUCUUGAUAUCUAGUUUGCAUUUAGAAAUGAAGGAUAUCCAGCAGGCCAUUUUUAACGUGGACGAUUCCGUGGUGGAUCUGGAAACCCUGGCGGCCUUAUACGAAAACAGAGCCCAAGAGGAUGAACUCGUUAAAAUAAGAAAGUAUUAUGAGACAUCCAAAGAGGAAGAAUUGAAGCUACUGGAUAAACCUGAGCAAUUUUUACACGAGUUAGCCCAGAUCCCUAAUUUUGCUGAACGUGCCCAGUGUAUAAUCUUCAGAUCUGUCUUUUCUGAGGGCAUUACUGCCGUGCACCGAAAGGUAGAGAUCAUCACACGAGCUUCUAAGGGCUUGCUGCAAAUGAAGAGUGUGAAGGAUAUUUUGGCUCUCAUUCUGGCUUUUGGAAACUAUAUGAAUGGAGGAAAUAGGACUCGGGGACAAGCAGAUGGAUAUAGCUUAGAAAUUCUGCCCAAACUCAAGGACGUCAAAAGUCGGGAUAAUGGGAUUAAUCUGGUGGACUAUGUUGUGAAAUAUUACCUGCGUUACUAUGAUCAGGAAGCAGGAACAGAAAAGAGUGUUUUCCCCCUGCCCGAACCACAAGAUUUCUUUCUGGCCUCCCAAGUCAAAUUUGAAGACCUUAUAAAGGAUUUGAGAAAACUGAAGAGGCAACUAGAAGCAAGUGAGAAACAGAUGGCAGUGGUGUGUAAGGAGUCACCAAAGGAGUAUCUGCAGCCGUUCAAGGACAGACUCAAAGAGUUCUUCCAGAAAGCCAAAAAAGAGCAUACAGUGGAAGAAAGUCACUUGGAGAAUGCACAGAAAAGUUUUGAAACAACAGUAGGAUAUUUUGGGAUGAAGCCAAAGUCUGGUGAGAAGGAGAUCACACCCAACUACGUGUUUAUGGUGUGGUAUGAGUUCUGCAGUGACUUCAAGACGAUCUGGAAACGGGAGAGUAAAAACAUAUCUAAAGAAAGAUUGAAAAUGGCUCAGGAAUCAGUCAGCAAGUUAACAGCAGAGAAGAAAGUGGAGACAAAGAAAAUUAACCCCACGGCUAGUCUGAAAGAAAGACUGCGUCAAAAGGAAGCCAGUGUGAGCACCAACUAACACAGAGACACAGGAGAGCAGUGA